Messenger RNA from Ilex paraguariensis (yerba mate), 1631 nucleotides. The record is from the annotation of a GenBank genome assembly. Lineage: Eukaryota; Viridiplantae; Streptophyta; Magnoliopsida; Aquifoliales; Aquifoliaceae.
UUCAGGGUAAAAGGUAGCCCAUUCUUUUCUUUGGCAUACAAGUCAAGGAACACCCAGACAGACCAACUAGGUCUAAGUGGGCAUACUAUUAUAUCUUUCCAUUGCAUAUGCUUGAUAAUUCUAACCUACGCGCUUUGCUCAUCUGGGCCAACCUUAGCCGUCUUCAGAUCCUCUGUAAUGGUCACUGGUCAGAGAAAGGAAAGCAUAAGCAACAGUGCUCUGUAAAGUCCCCUAUUUUGCAAGCAUCCGAAAACAACAUAAAAUUAAAGGCCUUUUCAUUUGAGGAAAACGAAUCAUGAGCUGCUUCAGCUGUUGUGCAGAAGAUGAUAUGCAAAAGGCUGCUGAUAAUGGACCAUUCAUAGCGAAUAACUCAGCAGGUAAUACUGGAGGUUAUCGUGCCACAGAAGCUGCACCAAAGGACACACAGGCUGUGAAUAUCCAGCCUAUUGCUGUCCCUGCUAUUCUGGUGGAUGAGUUAAAGGAAAUUACAGAUAACUUUGGUACAAAGGCUUUGAUUGGUGAAGGCUCGUAUGGAAGAGUAUAUUAUGGUGUCCUGAAAAGUAGGCAGGCUGCAGCCAUUAAAAAGUUGGACUCCAGUAAGCAACCGGACCAAGAGUUUUUAGCACAGGUUUCUAUGGUUUCAAGGCUGAAACAGGAACAUGUCGUUGAGCUACUUGGUUAUUGUAUGGAUGGUGGUCUCCGUGUCCUUGCCUAUGAAUAUGCUUCAAAUGGAUCUCUUCAUGAUAUUCUUCAUGGACGUAAAGGUGUCAAAGGAGCACAGCCAGGUCCAGUUCUGUCAUGGGCUCAAAGAGUUAAAAUUGCUGUUGGGGCUGCAAAAGGGCUCGAGUACUUACAUGAAAAGGCACAGCCGCAUAUAAUCCAUCGUGACAUCAAGUCCAGUAAUGUUUUACUUUUUGAUGAUGAUGUCGCUAAGAUUGCAGAUUUUGAUUUGUCAAAUCAAGCCCCUGAUAUGGCAGCACGUUUACAUUCUACUCGUGUUCUUGGAACCUUCGGUUAUCAUGCUCCAGAAUAUGCAAUGACUGGACAACUGAGUUCAAAGAGUGAUGUUUAUAGCUUUGGUGUCGUCCUCCUGGAACUCUUGACUGGGCGUAAACCUGUUGAUCAUACAUUGCCACGUGGACAGCAGAGUCUUGUGACAUGGGCAACACCGAAACUCAGUGAAGAUAAGGUGAAGCAGUGUGUUGACAAUAGACUGAAUGGAGAAUACCCUCCCAAGGCAGUUGCAAAGAUGGCUGCAGUUGCUGCUUUAUGUGUGCAGUACGAAGCUGAUUUCCGGCCAAACAUGAGCAUUGUAGUAAAAGCUCUUCAGCCUCUGUUGAGCGCUCGAUCUGGACCUCCCAAUGAAACACCAAACUUGUGAAUUGCCCCUUUCCCCUUGACGUCUACUGUGAAAUAUGUCAUCAAUAUUUUCUUUGUAAUAGUCUGUACUCUUUCAUUCAUUAAAUUUUACAGUGUAAUGCAUAGAAUCAGUCUACAUAUGCACUGACAUGAUUGGCAUGACUGUUCUUUGCUUUUCGGUUGGAUUGAAGGUUUUGGAAUUGUCAACAGGAGCUAUGUUCUUCGGUUUAUCUUGUAUGGGUUUUGUCUUUGCCGGUUUCAUAACGUGGGGG